Funneliformis mosseae is the source of this 531-nucleotide messenger RNA. Lineage: Eukaryota; Fungi; Glomeromycota; Glomeromycetes; Glomerales; Glomeraceae. The record is from the annotation of a GenBank genome assembly.
GUACUUAUGAUCUCAGCUCAAGAACCACAAGUGAAAUUUCCAUUCCAUACUUUUGCGAUUCCUCCAGAUAUGGCGUGGUUAAAAUGCGCUGAAAAUCCAAAAAUGGCGAGCUACAUUAUAAAAUUAACCAGCCAAAAUGAAGAUUUAGAUCCGACUUUUUAUGGCGGCGAUUUCUAUAAAUUGAAAUUAACUUCUCAAGAAAAAUAUGGAUUUUAUGCUAUGGUGGCUAAUGAUACAGCAUCUAUUGUAAUAUCAAAAUGUGGAACACUCAAUAAUGGUGAACUUACAAAUCUCUCAACUGGUUGCGCGAGAGAAUUUCUAAUUCCAUAUCCUGGACAAUGGUGCUUACUGAUUGCUAACCCAACCAAAGUAGCUCAAGCAGUCAAUGUUCUUAUUUCGUUUACUCAAAGUGUGUUUGUAGAAGGUACAUACCGAACAGAUUCUAGUGUAAACUCAGAUCUCACCUUAGGGACGAGUAGUCUAACUGGCGUCUUUGAUAACAACAACAAAAGGAGAAAUAUUAAAGCGUAG